CCUUCGACCUCUACAUCCCCGACCUCCUCUUCUUCGGCGAUUCGACCACCGCCGCUUCGGACCGCUCCGUCGAGUUCCAGGCCAAGUGUUUGGUCGAUUCCAUGAAGAGAUUGGGGGUCGACAAGUACUGCGUAGCGGGGAUUAGUUACGGCGGGUUUGUGGCGUAUAGAGUGGCGGAGAUGGCGGGGGAGGGGGCGGUGGAGAGGGUGGUGGUGAUGACGGCGGGGAUCGUCGCUGGUGAGGAGGAGAGGAGGGAGCUUGUCGAGAGAGAGGGGAGGGAUGUUUCGGAUGUUUUGUUGCCGAGGCGACCGGAGGAUCUGAUGGAGCUUAUUAGGCGGUCGAUGGUCCGGCCGCCGAGGUGGAUGCCGGAGUUCUUGCUCAUGGAUUUCAUCGAGGCAAGAAAUAAUGGAGUGUGUGAAACGAAGCGGAAAGUUCAGCAAGGAGUUGAAGAAGCUUCUGCAGUGUCAUAGCCAUUGUAAAUAAUUUAUGUAAAAGUUUGUAAACAAUUUAUGUAUCUCUCUACUAUUUUGGUGAAUGUAUUAUUUGAAUAUAAUGGGAUUUGAUAUUGUAAUGUAAUUAGAUUGUGUUGGAUAUGAAUAUAAUUUUUUGUUGUUCAAUAUUGUGUACAUGCACCC
Molecule: messenger RNA, 635 nt
Organism: Asparagus officinalis (garden asparagus)
Lineage: Eukaryota; Viridiplantae; Streptophyta; Magnoliopsida; Asparagales; Asparagaceae
Exons: 2
Coding region: 102-470 (122 amino acids)
Source: RefSeq, a predicted model, not a curated record